AUGCUUUCCAAGGAUAUAUAUGAUAUCACAUUAAGUUUAGGAAGUUAUAUUCCUCAAUACUUGUGUAUUAUAUUAUCGACAGUGAUUGUUUUGUCGCCAAUAUUUUCUGUGAACGCUGUACAAGAAUUCACAGUUUAUCGUGCACAACAAUAUGAUUUUCAAGGUGUUCAUAUAGGUAGUCAAUUAUCUUCACUGAAUUGUGAAGCUCAAACAUACACCAAUAGGCUAAUUAAUCGAAAUUGUCUUCUCUUACAACUAGCAGAUAUGACGGUGAAUAUUUUAAAAGAUGCAAUUUUUCAUAAAAUUCCUGGGAUUGUAAUUAUUUUACCAUCAUCAUUAUAUUCAUGGACACAAUCAUUGAUAAAUCAUUUUAUCCAUAUAGAAAAAGAAUUGUUGACAGAUGAAUUUCACAUCCCUGUCUACUUCACUAUGAAUAAUUCUGAAAUUCAAGAGGUUUUUAAUCAAAUUAACCAACUUACUAAAUCUAGUACACAAACUUCAGGAAUAUCUGCGAUAACUCAAUCGAUCUCUUCAACUGGUUAUCGUUUGUUGGCUGGAUCACCAACACCAAAGCCAUUAACAGAUAAUUAUGUAUUGAAUAUAGAGGGUCGACUUGGUAAAGAAAAUGCUAAAUCUACUAUUAUUAUAUGUGCUCAUUAUGAUGCGAUAUCUGCUAUUCCUAGUUUAGCGUUUGGAGCUGAUGCAAAUGGUAGUGGUGUCGUUAUUCUCUUGGAACUGGCUCGUCUACUAUCUCGGCUGUAUGCAGAUGAAGCUAAUAGAUCACCUUAUCAGAUUGUUUUCUUGUUAACUGGUGGUGGAAAAUUUAAUUUUAUCGGUUCUAAACGUUGGCUUGAUCAUAGUAUUGAAGAUUCUUCUGGUCUGGCUCUUUUAGAUUCUGUUGCACAAGUGAUUUGUCUUGAAGGUUUGGGUUCUAUAAAUUUCGGUCAGACUAUGUAUGCACAUGUGUCUAAACCUCCGAAAGAAGGUUCAUUCGCUUAUAAUUUCCUGAAAGCUUUGCAUACUGCCUAUCAAUUACAUCCAUUUCCAAAUGAGUUAUUCAACGUUAAACUAUUGGAUAAUAAUCAAUCGAAUUCUGUUCAAUUGAUACAUAAAAAGAUCAACUUAAAUCAAGAAUUAUUAUCUUGGGAGCAUGAAAGAUUUUCUAUUCAUAGGUUAACUAGUCUUACUUUAUCCAAUUGGCCAUCAGUUCAAAUAGCAAAUCAAUGGAGACAAACAUCAAUAGAUGGUGGUAUACCAAUCAAUUCGUUUGGGGAAAAUAUUUCACCUAUUACCAAUUCUUAUACAAUUAAUCAUCAUCGUGGUAGUGUUAAUCCCCUGUUAUUAGCUCGAAAUACUCAUGUGAUAUUGGAGGCAUUACUACGUGUUAUAUAUGAUAUGAAUUCAUCUCAAUCAAUAAUGUACAAUUCACCAAUAGUAGCAUCACAUUGGUCUUCUGAAGUCAUUACAAGUUCACUGUUAGACCUGAUAACCAAAUAUCCACGUAGUGCUCAAUAUUUAACAUCAAAAUGGAUAACAUCAGCUUAUGAUCAUUAUCAGAGAGUACCAGUUCCAUCAGCGCAUAGAAUCAAUAGCAAAGAGUCUGUUCAACGACCUGGAUUAAUCAAAAGUUUAGAGUACUAUCUAUCUGAAAUUAUUGAUGAUGUUCAAGUUGUACAAUAUUCAUUGACUGAUGAAACUAAUAAAUCUGGUAGUAAAACGUCUAAUUCUAGAACAGAUCGAAUAAAAAAUACACCUCUUGAAUCAAGUAAUUCACCAUUGACUACAAUACCAUCGAUUGUUACAUCAGCAGCAGCCGCUGCACAAAUUGAAGUUAUCUUGUAUUCUGAUGUUACACCAUGUCUAAUGUCUGUGCACAAACUUAAAUCUUCCAUAUUCGAUUUUGCUAUAGCCUGUUUAAUAGCCAGUUACCUGGGGAUUAUGUAUUUAUUUUUGGAGCAUUUCCAUGUCAUUCUGAACUUGUUCCAAAUCAAUAGAAUUGUAAAGUCGAAAUCACAGUAG
This is a messenger RNA of Heterobilharzia americana, 2019 nucleotides long. NCBI's taxonomy places the organism in Eukaryota, Metazoa, Platyhelminthes, Trematoda, Strigeidida, Schistosomatidae. The record is from the annotation of a GenBank genome assembly.